Messenger RNA from Parastagonospora nodorum SN15, 690 nucleotides. RefSeq lists its product as hypothetical. The record is from RefSeq and is a predicted model, not a curated record. The transcript has a single exon. NCBI's taxonomy places the organism in Eukaryota, Fungi, Ascomycota, Dothideomycetes, Pleosporales, Phaeosphaeriaceae. Bases 1 to 690 code for a protein of 229 amino acids.
AUGGCGCCCAACACCCAAAUCCGGAUCAUCAGGCUAUACGCGCCAUCCGUUGACAAAACUGUCGAACAAUUCAUUCUCAAGCCGUCUCAAUCCUACAGCACGAUCCUUAAGACGAUCAGCAAAGUCCUCGGCAUUGACAAAUCCUGGCCAUACAAUCUCAAGCGCGAACCUGUCGAUGAUUUCAGGGACGUAGAAGCGGGGCGAACGCUCCUUAUUGCGACAUGUUACUUCGAGCGCCCACUCGCUGAGUCAGUCAGGGACGUCCUGGUUGUGCAGCCCGGCGCCGCGGAAAAAGCUUGGAUGACGCUCGAGACGGAGAAAAAGAGAGAGUACAUUGCGAAGCUGGAAAAAGACAAGGUGUACCUUACCCUAUCCCGGACCGAGAUUGAGGAUCGACUUGCCAGCGGCUUUUCGCCGUCCUUCGAAGCUUGUUUGGAGGUCAUCGAAGAGGAGACUUGGCACCUGCCGCUCGAUGCAGUCCUGGGGUUUCAGGGCAUGUUCAUGCCGUAUGGGGAGAUUUGGGAGGAGAAUCUGCUACCGGCACUGGCGAUUUUGAGCGAGGCGACGUUGGGACAGGGCAUGGUGGUCAGUGCGCUACUCAUCGAUGAGGUGAAGAGAAAUGGAGGACAUGUAGUUGAGGCGGCGCAUGUGGUGAAGGUAGGAAAGCGGCUCUUCCGGAAGGCCGCAUGA